Molecule: messenger RNA, 1737 nt
Organism: Cladophialophora yegresii CBS 114405
Lineage: Eukaryota; Fungi; Ascomycota; Eurotiomycetes; Chaetothyriales; Herpotrichiellaceae
Product: AP endonuclease 1
Exons: 1
Coding region: 1-1737 (578 amino acids)
Biological process (GO): base-excision repair
Cellular component (GO): nucleus; mitochondrion
Molecular function (GO): DNA-(apurinic or apyrimidinic site) endonuclease activity; DNA binding; phosphoric diester hydrolase activity
Source: RefSeq, a predicted model, not a curated record
AUGCCUCCUCGGCGCAAAGUCGUCGACGACGAGCAGGAGUCGGCCGCAGAAGCACCUCGGACAGACAGCAAGAAACGCAAGCCGCGCGCACGUAGUCCUACCAAAGAGCUUGCAAGUCGCCCGAACCCCCGGAGCAGGAAACGUGUGAAGACGGACGUGGAGUUAGAAGAAAAGGUCUCGACCACAGUGACUGCGAAGUCAAACGGCACAGUAGAAAUCGACGAGGAAGCCGAUAUCACGAUCGAGGCCACCGAGACACCGUCCACGACCAGCACCAGCAUCCGCAAGCGCAAGACCAAGGCGAAGGCCCCGGCUGCAGAGGCAAACCUGGACGCAGAGCAGGGAGGAGAGGACGACGAGGCGGCCGCCGUCACACCCAAGCCCAAACGCAAGCGCAAAACCAAGGAAGAAAAGGAAGCCGAAGCCAUGCCUCUCGCGGCCCGCACCGUGGGCCUGAAAAUGUACGUGGGCGCGCACACGAGCAUAGCCAAGGGCGUCGAGAACGCGAUCACCAAUUGCGUGCACAUAGGCGGCAACGCGUUCGCGUGCUUCUUGAAGUCGCAGCGCAAGUGGGAAAACCCGGCGCUGAAGGACGAGAACAGGGACGCAUUCCGCAAGGCGCUGCUCGAGCACAAGUACGACGGCAUGCAGCAUAUCGUGCCUCACGGAUCGUACCUCGUCAACUUGGCGACCGAGGACAAAAAUGCCGCGAAGCAGUCGUACGCGGCGUUCAUUGACGAUCUGCAUCGGUGCGAGGCCCUGGGUAUUCGAUACUACAACUUCCACCCUGGGGGCGCGGGACAAAGCCCUCUCGGCGACGCCAUCACGCGGCUGGCCGACAACCUCAACCGCGCGUUGGCCGAGACCAAGACCGUCGUGCCUCUACUGGAGAACAUGGCGGGCCACGGGACGUUGAUCGGCAACCGCUUCUCCGACCUGCGAGACGUGAUCGCGCAGAUCAAGCCGGAGUUCAAGUCACGCAUCGGCGUGUGCAUAGACACGUGCCACGCCUUUGCCGCGGGCUACGAUCUGCGUUCGCCAGAGGCGUUCCAGAAGACGAUAGACGAGUUCGACCAGACGGUCGGCAUCGGAUACCUCAAAGCUCUACAUCUGAAUGACUCGAAAAUGCCACUCAACAGCCAUCGAGACCUGCAUCAGAACAUCGGCCUGGGGUUUCUGGGUCUGGGCGCGUUCCACAACGUCAUGAACGAGCCGCGGUUCCAGGGGCUGCCGCUCAUCCUCGAGACGCCCUGUGAGAAGCCGGACCCGGAUGAUCCCAAGGGCAAGAAAAUGAUUGAAGACAAGAAUAUUUGGGCUACGGAGAUCAAGCUGCUCGAGAGUCUGAUUGGGAUGGACACCAAGGGCGGCGAGUUCCGGCGGCUAGAAGCCGAGUUGGCUGAACGAGGCAGGGAAGAGAGGGAGAAGAUGCAGGCGCAGUUUGAAAGGAUCGCAAAGGAGAAGGCCGACAAGGAACGCCGGAGGCUCGAGAAAGAGCGGAAGGCCCUCGCAAAGGAGAAGGGAAAGGGGCAGAAGAGCUUGAAAGACAUGUUCGCGGCGAAGGAGGGUGUCACGGGGAAGAACACGAAGCAGAACAAAGGGAAGCGGGAGAAAAGUCCAGCAAAGGCGACGAAUGGGAUAGGCGACCUGAGUGACUCAGAGAUGUCUGAGCUGAGCGACUCCCCAGACUCGCCAUUGACUGACAUAAGCGACUUGAGCGACGAAGAGAACCGACAGUGA